This is a messenger RNA of Staurois parvus, 346 nucleotides long. NCBI's taxonomy places the organism in Eukaryota, Metazoa, Chordata, Amphibia, Anura, Ranidae. The record is from the annotation of a GenBank genome assembly.
UCAUGCUGCUGCCAAGUCCAGAGUCUCUCAUGGGUCCCUGUACGGCCUCCCAUUGCUGCUGUCUCCAUCGCCACACUCUGCCAUGUGCCACUUUCAGGUCUCCUCACACUGCUGUGUUUUGAAUUUUUUGACAUAGGGUGCUGGCAGAUUACGGGCCUCCCAUAGCUGCUGCCAGGCCCCUAAUCUGCCAUGGGCCCCUAUAUACCCGCCUCCUCAUGCUGCUGCCAAGUCCAGAGUCUCUCAUGGGUCCCUGUACGGCCUCCCAUUGCUGCUGUCUCCAUCGCCACACUCUGCCAUGUGCCACUUUCAGGUCUCCUCACACUGCUGGUGUGUUGAAUUUUUUGAC